UGACCUUUCGCUUCCGUUCACGUCCGGGUGCUAUGGAUUCACGUUGUAGGGUUUGUGCCGUAAUAAUGACCUGUUGACGGGUACGUGAGAGACGUACGAGGUGAAGGACUGCCACUGUUGCUAUCACGUUACGCUGACGAGACACGUCCUGGACACCGGAGCUCUUUUGGAGGAUUAGAAGCCUGUAAGCAUGGCAGGCAGCCGCCUGGAGAAGCUGGGCACCGUAUUUACAAGGAUACGAGAUCUUAUGCGAGCUGGAGUUAUCAAGGAAGCCGACAGACCUGUCUGGUAUGACGUUUAUGCUGCUUUUCCACCUAAAAAGGAACCAGUCUAUCAAAAACCCAUGGGGAGAUUUCGAAAGGUGGAGGACAAUGUUCAGGAAAUAUUCUACAAGGAAGAUGUUAUUCGGGCGAAAUUUUUUGAAAUUUAUGGGAAUGGACCUCGUGCUUUUGAUCUCACUAAGGCUAACUUUGUGUCCACAAGUCAAAGGUUUAUAGAAAAAUAUCAGGAACUUGAAAAAGCAUCAAAUCUUAGUGAAGAAGCACUUUUGGAAGAGACUGGAAAAGCACUCCUUGCUGAAGGCCUAAUCCUGAGAAGAAGGACCGGUGGCUUUGGGAUGGCAGUACAGACUUCAGAUAGCUCACUUUCCACAGACACUGAAAACCAAAGACCUGUACUUGAAAUGAAACUUAAAGACAUGUUGGAAGAGCGGCAAAAUGUAAUGUCUUCUCUUCCACAGUCUUCAGAGAAAGAGAAUAUCCCUUCUCAGAGUACACCAUCUGCUUGAAGGAAGGGAUUUCUACUAGGAGCGAAUGGGAAUUUCUCUGUGAUGUUAAAUUUCUACACUGCUUUUGAGGUGAAAGCUCAGCUGUGUAAAGAGGCUCUGGCGUCCUGUAUACCUGUGAAGAACAAAAGUGGACUCCAGUGGUGUUUUCUAUUAAGGACAUUGUUCCUUGUGAGCUUACAAACAAUAACGUGGAAUAAAGACCGAAAAUCUUAA
Molecule: messenger RNA, 1000 nt
Organism: Erpetoichthys calabaricus (reedfish)
Lineage: Eukaryota; Metazoa; Chordata; Cladistia; Polypteriformes; Polypteridae
Gene: mrps23
Product: mitochondrial ribosomal protein S23
Exons: 5
Coding region: 191-787 (198 amino acids)
Biological process (GO): translation
Cellular component (GO): ribosome; mitochondrion
Molecular function (GO): structural constituent of ribosome
Source: RefSeq, a predicted model, not a curated record